UUCCUGUGAUACUUUAUUACUUCACGACACUGCCCAACUUGCAUAGACCUGUGCUGCUAUCUAACGCGGAUUUCCCCAUAACCUUGUGACUCUAGCUCCGUAAGCAACCUUCAAGUACAGUCCACGUAGCCGUGGGCGGCAUGCUUUCCCUGAGCCGAGGCAUUGGUGCCGCUCGGACUUUCCCGCUGCAAAGGGCUUCACGCGCUUUGUCCCUCUUCUGCUCCGCUACCAUGGCUUCGGACGCCGCCGCUGCCAAGAAGCGCGUGCUCAUCGUGGGAGGUGUGGCAGGCGGUGCCAGCUGUGCUGCCCGCCUCCGCCGCCUAGACGAGAAGGCAGAGAUCACAAUUUUCGAGAAGGGGCCUUACGUCUCUUUCGCCAACUGCGGUCUGCCGUACUACGUUGGCGAGGUCAUCAAGGAGCAGAGCAGCCUGCUGGUCGCCAACGCCGCCAAGUUCGACAAGUGGUUCAACGUGGCCGUCAAGGAGAACACAGAGGUGGUUUCCAUUGAUCGCAAGGCCAAGACCGUGGUGGCUCGUGACGUCACCACCGGUACGGACACCGUACACCCGUAUGACUACCUGGUGCUGUCGCCGGGUGGUAACGCGGUCCGCCCUCCCCUGCCCGGUAUCGACCUGCCGGGAAUCUUCAGCAUCAAGACGGUGCCCGAGGCCAACGCAAUCAAGUCCUGGAUUGCAGAGAAGGGUGUGAAGCGCGCCGUGGUGAUCGGCGGUGGCUUCAUCGGCAUGGAGAUGGUGGAGAACCUGGUGCAUCGGGGUAUUGAAUGCGACCUGGUGGAGGCAAUGAACCAGGUCAUGCCCCCCUUCGACCCCGAGUUGGUCGAGCCGGUGCACGAGCGGCUGCGCUCCAAGGGCGUCACGCUGCACUUGGGAGACGCGGUGGCGGGAUUCGAGCCUGGGACCUCGGGUGCUGACGGCAGCAGCAAGGAGGAAGGCGCGGGGCUGCUGCGCGUCCUGACCAAGAGCGGGAAGAAGCUGGAGGCUGACCUGGUGCUGCUGGUGAUUGGCGUGCGGCCUGAGACCACGCUGGCGCGGCAGGCUGGGCUGACGCUAGGGGCGCGAGGCGGCAUCCAGGUGGACGAGCAGAUGCGGACUUCGGACCCGGACAUCUUUGCGGUGGGAGAUGCUGUGGAGGUGAAGGAGGUGGUGACGGGCGAGCAGACGCUCAUCCCGCUGGCCGGCCCCGCCAACCGCCAGGGCCGCAUCGUGGCUGACGUCAUCACCGGCAACGAGCCAAGUCGCUUCCGCGGCAGCCAGGGCAGCAGCGUGCUGGGGCUGUUUGGCCUCACGCUGGCCGGCACCGGUGCCAGUGAGAAGACGCUCAAGCGGCUGGGGCUGUCGUACGACAAGGUCUACCUGCACGCCAACAACCACGCGGGCUACUACCCGGGAGCUCGGCAGAUGGACCUCAAGCUGCUGUUCGACCCCAAGGACGGUCGUGUGCUGGGCAUGCAGGCGGUGGGCGAGGAGGGCGUUGAGAAGCGGGUGGAUGUGGUGGCCAUGGCCAUCCAGAAGGGGGCCACGGUGUUUGACCUGGAGGAGGCCGAGCUCUGCUACGCUCCCCAGUUCGGCAGUGCCAAGGACCCGGUCAACCUGGCGGGCAUGGUGGCCGCCAACUCGCUGCGCGGCACCCACCCGCUGGUGCACUGGGACAGGGUGGACCUGGGGGCGCUGCUGGCGGAGCCGGGGGCCGUGCUGGUGGAUGUGAGGGAGCCCGGCGAGCUGGUCAAGGUGGGCAGUGUGGCGGGAGCCGUCAACAUGCCGCUGUCAGGGCUGCGGCAGCAGCUGCAGCAGCUGAGCCAGCAGGAGGGCGCCGACGCCAAGAAGUACUACAUCUACUGCCAGGUGGGUCUGCGCGGCUACCUAGCCACGCGGCAGUUCCUGCAGGCCGGUCUGGACGCGGUCAACAUCAGCGGCGGCUUCAAGAGCUUCCAACAAGUGGCACCCAAGUUGUGAUGGGUGAUGUAAGCGGAAGGUGUUUGAGUAUUUACUGCAAGGAGGUGCUUUGUGUUGGUGUUGGUGGUGUCCUAGGCUGUGAGCAGGUGAAACGGUUACCAGAGGCGGUUUCGUAGGGGUUUCUGGUGAGGAGGUGGCAGACAUGCCUGCCCUGUAACAGUGCAUUGGGUGACAGCUCUGCAUCUAUUGAGUGUGCACAUUCCAUGCGUGGAGGUCAUGCUUAAAUGGUAUGAUGCGUGCUGAUCAGGUGCAUCUAGAGUUAUGCACGGGGGUUUCUAUGCAUUCAUGUCUAUAGGGAUUCAUGUGGAUAGUAGGGAAAUGCAAUCGUCCAAGACGGUGCCGGCUUUUAUGGUCUUGUUUUGAUGCAUGAAUGUUGGUGCUAUCAGUGUUGCUUGUGUCUGUGAUUAUGGGCAAGGUAUAGCACUUUUGCCUUUGCAUUGCGGCUUUGAUUGUGAUCUCGGAAGACGUAGGUUUUGUUGGGAAGGCGCCUUGCAAGCGCACGCGUACAGUUGAUUGGGCUAAAGUGCGUCGAGUGGUCGUCCAUUUGGCCGAGUGCAAAUACCCAUACGUGUUGGCCAGGGGCCACCACAGGUGUGCUGCAUGGAAAUGGACGCAAGAGGAGGCCUUGGGAGUUGGAACUCACGUGAAAACCGUAUCCAAAACCCCAUGUUGUGUAUAUGACACCUUAAUCGCAAAUGUAACGAUUAUAUCCUUAGGAA
Messenger RNA from Astrephomene gubernaculifera, 2692 nucleotides. The record is from the annotation of a GenBank genome assembly. Lineage: Eukaryota; Viridiplantae; Chlorophyta; Chlorophyceae; Chlamydomonadales; Astrephomenaceae.